UAAUUGUUCUAUAUAUAUGUGUGUGUGUGUUUUACAACCCUGUGCUCUAAUUAUAGCAUAAUACAUUUCUCUAGGAAAAAUAUCAGACUGGUUUCACUCAAUAGCUACCCUGCAGGAUUAUUGAAGGGCAAAGUGGUUGCCGGAGCUAGCAAAAUACGUACGACGUACAAGCAUGAAGGCCGACGGUGCAACCGAGGGCGGCGGUGGAGAAGCAUCUAGAGGGGCAAGGGGAAUCUCCAUAAUCGACCUGAUUUUACGAGUAGUCGCCAUUGUUGGAAGCUUGGGAAGUGCAGUGGCAAUGGGGACGACAGACCAGACACUUCCCUUCAUCAUCCAGUCCUUCCGGUUUGAGGCUCAAUAUGAUGAUUUUGAUACAUUCAAGCUGUUCGUGAUCGUGAGCGCCAUUGUCUGUGGCUACCUUGCUCUUUCACUCCCACUCUCCAUUUUCCACAUUCUAAGGACCAGAGCAGAAAAGAGCAGGAUCUUGCUUAUAUUUUUGGACACGAUGAUGAUGGGUCUUCUCACAGCCGGAGCAUCCUCAGCAGCAGGCAUAGUAUACCUUGCACACAAUGGCAAUUCCUCUGCAAACUGGCCUGCAAUAUGCCAACCAUUUCAAGAUUUCUGCCGGAGAACUUCUGCCUCUUUAAUUGGAUCCUUCGUCGCCAUUGUUAUGCUUCUUCUGCUCGUUCUGCUGUCAGCCAUUGCCCUACACAGAAGCCAUUAGAUUGCUGAAGAUAAUUGCUCACUGAAAACUCUGUGUUUUGUGUUCAAUUCUCAGUCUGUUUUUUGGAGAAACAACUGAGGUUAGUUGCUUGUGUGAAACAAACAUGUUGUAGUUUUUUAGUUUUUGGACUAUUCCGUUCUUGUGUAAUAGCCUGCAAAUUAUAUAUCACAUGAAAGAUUUAUAAACUA
Ipomoea nil (Japanese morning glory) is the source of this 912-nucleotide messenger RNA. Its product is annotated as casparian strip membrane protein 2-like. The transcript has 3 exons. Lineage: Eukaryota; Viridiplantae; Streptophyta; Magnoliopsida; Solanales; Convolvulaceae. The coding region runs from base 173 to 724 and encodes 183 amino acids. The record is from RefSeq and is a predicted model, not a curated record.